CUGAUUUGACAGAUGAUUCACGUGUGAGCUGCAGCUGCUGCUCUCUGACUCUUUACACAACUCUCAAACAGUUGUUGCUCAGCAGUAAUGGAGUCCAGCAGGAUCCUGAUAAAAGGAGGCAAAGUAGUAAACGAAGACUGCUCCGCGAUCAGCGACGUCUACAUUGAAAAUGGAAAAAUAAUCGAAGUUGGACCGAACCUUCAAAUCCCGGCGGGAGCGCGAGUCAUCGAUGCCACGGAUAAGCUGGUGAUGCCAGGCGGCAUCGACACGCACACUCACAUGGAGCUGGCGUUCAUGGGCACCAAGGCCGUGGACGACUUCUACAUCGGGACAAAGGCUGCUCUCGCAGGAGGGACCACAAUGAUCCUGGACUUUGUCAUCCCCCAGAAGGGCAAAUCUCUUCUUGAGGCCUACGACCGUUGGCGUCAGACGGCUGACCCCAAAGUUUGCUGCGACUAUUCGCUCCAUGUUGCUGUCACGUGGUGGAGUGAGAAGGUCAAGAAAGAGAUGGAGACUCUGGCCAAAGAAAAAGGAGUGAACUCCUUCAAGAUGUUCAUGGCCUAUAAAGACGUGUUCAUGCUGCAGGACUCGGAGCUUUAUGCUUCGUUCUCCCAGUGUAAGGAGAUCGGAGCUAUAGCUCAGGUUCACGCUGAGAACGGAGAUCUGAUCGCAGAGGGAGCUAAGAAGAUGCUGGCCCUGGGCAUCACUGGACCCGAGGGUCACGAGCUGUGUCGACCAGAGGAGGUGGAAGCCGAGGCCACUCAGAGAGCCAUCACCAUUGCAAAUGCUGUCAACUGCCCACUCUAUGUGGUCCAUGUCAUGAGCAAAUCCGCAGCCAAGGUUGUGGCUAAUGCACGCAGAGAUGGCCGUGUGGUGUUUGGGGAGCCCAUUGCAGCAGGCCUGGGCACAGAUGGUACCAACUACUGGCACAAGGAGUGGGCACACGCUGCAGGCUUUGUUAUGGGUCCUCCACUAAGACCUGACCCCAGCACUCCUGGGUACCUUAUGGAUCUCCUGGCCAAUGAUGAUCUUAGUCUGACGGGGACAGACAACUGCACCUUCUCUGUGUGCCAGAAAGCACUGGGAAAAGACGACUUCACCAAGAUCCCUAACGGAGUGAAUGGUGUGGAGGAUCGGAUGUCUGUCAUCUGGGAGAAGGGAGUGCACAGUGGCAAAAUGGACGAGAAUCGAUUUGUCGCCGUCACCAGCAGCAACGCAGCGAAAAUCUUCAACUUCUACCCGCAGAAAGGCCGUAUUGCCAAGGACUCUGAUGCUGAUGUGGUUAUAUGGGACCACAAGAUGACAAGGACCAUAUCAGCCAAGACUCACCACCAGGCUGUGGACUACAACAUCUUCGAAGGUAUGGAGUGUCACGGUGUCCCCGUCGUCACCAUCGCCGGAGGGAAAGUGGUCUAUGAGGAAGGGCAGCUGAAGGUGUCGCCAGGGCACGGGAAGUUCAUCCACAGAAAACCCUUCUCCGAGUUUGUUUACAAAAGAAUAACACAAAGGGAGCAGGUGGCACAACCGACAGCUGUGAUCAGAGAACCCUAUGAAGGCAAAGUCAUUUCUCUGUGAACAACUGAACUAGAACAUGAAAGACACUUUGAGCUCCAGCUGUGUGUCUCAUGUGAGUCACAGAAGUCACACUCAUCCCAGACCCAGAGCUGCACCACUUCCUCUUGUGUUGGUGUAGAGCUGUCCAAGCACAUGUGACGAAUUGUGCACGACUGGAUUUAAUGAAUAGAUAUAUAGAUAUGCAGACAGUUGGCAGGUUCUAUUUCUCAACCAUAUAUGAUUCCUCUGAACCGUUUUACUCAGAUGCUUUUACAAAGAGGUUUGGACAGUUUGCAUUGAAAAGAGAAUCGUACAAUUUGCCACAUCACGCAAGAUUUGAAUCCACAUUUUCAGUGACACAACACUAGCUCUUUCUUUGACAUUGACUCAUAGAUCUGAAGACUUGGGUUCAGUUCCUAAAAAGCAUGCGGCUAUUUUUACUGAGCUAUACUAAACAAUACUUUCUUGGUACUUUUAAUUUCUGUUUGUUGGGCUGAACCACAGAGAAACAAUUCAUCUUCUGAAAGACUGAGUUAUUUGAGCGACCUGCUCUGACAUGUGUGCAACGUUGGAUUGUUUACACUGAAUAUUGGAUUUUCAAAAUCAACUUCAUUACACCUACAUUUUAAGAUCCACAACUCAGUGUCCACAAAAUACAGAGGAAUUGUUUCACACAAA
Messenger RNA from Solea senegalensis (Senegalese sole), 2232 nucleotides. It is a transcript of the gene dpys, whose product is annotated as dihydropyrimidinase. The coding region runs from base 88 to 1575 and encodes 495 amino acids. Gene Ontology annotation, biological process: pyrimidine nucleobase catabolic process. Gene Ontology annotation, molecular function: dihydropyrimidinase activity. Gene Ontology annotation, cellular component: cytosol; cytoplasm. The record is from RefSeq and is a predicted model, not a curated record. Lineage: Eukaryota; Metazoa; Chordata; Actinopteri; Pleuronectiformes; Soleidae. The transcript has 9 exons.